AUGUCUUCAAGCACAAUUAGAAAGGCGAUUGGUGUGGUGAAAGACCAAACUAGUAUAAGCCUAGCGAAAGUUGCAGGCAAUGUAGCACCAAAUCUCGAGGUGCUGAUAGUGAAAGCAACAGGUCAUGACAUUGAGCCAGCUGAAGAAAAAUACAUAAGAGAAAUCCUUCACCUCAUAUCCCAAUCAAGAGGAUACGUAAGCGCGUGUGUUUACAACAUCUCAAAACGAUUGAACAAAACAAGCGAUUGGGUCGUGGCAUUGAAGGCAUUGAUGCUUGUACACAGAUUGUUAGUAGACGGAUCCCCACUUUUCGGUCAAGAGAUCAUGUUCGCAAGCCGAAAAGGUACACGAGUAUUGAACAUGUCGGAUUUUCGCGUUGAAGCUCUUUCUAAUUACUGGGAUCAUUCCGCUUUUGUGAAAAAUUACGCUUUGUACCUCGAUCAGAAGCUUGAGUUCAUCGCGUUUGAACGAAAACUAAGUGGUUUCAACGAUAAAUGGCGUUUUGAAGAAAGAUAUGGUGGAUUUAGAGAUGAUCACAGUUAUGGAAUCAGUCAUAAAUCCAAAUCUUAUGGUGAUUUAUACUACGAAUCGAUUUCACGAAAAGAAUCAAAAGCAGUUACACCCGUUAAAGAGAUGAAACCCGAUAGGGUUUUGGAAAGAUUGAAUAAACUUCUUCGACUUAUUGAUCGUGGAUUAUUGUGUAGGCCAGCUGGAAGUGCGAAAACCAACAAAAUGAUUCUUGUUGCACUUCACCUCGUUUUGAGAGAAAGUUUUCGGAUUUAUGCGGAUAUAUGGGAGGCUUUAGGUGUUUUACUUGAUCGAUUACCCGAAAUGGAAUACGCCAAUUGUGUCAAAACUUUUGAUCAAUACGUAAGUGCAGCUAAAACAAUCGACGAGCUUUUUGACUUUUACAAAUGGUCAAAAAAUUUAGGUGUUGCUAGAGCUUCGGAGUUUCCCGAAGUUCUAAAGAUUACAGAUAAAGUUUUGGUAACCUUAGAGAGAUUUAUAAGAGAAAAAAAGAAAAGGCUUAAGAACUUAGCCAUAGAAAACGGACCAUCAUCCACCACCACACCACCACAAACCACCGGUGACCUGUUGGAUCUGAAAGAUGAAAUUGUUCCCGUUGACAACCAUGGAAACACAAACACAAACACAAACACAAACUCAAACACAAUCACAAACACAAACACAUUAGUACUUGCUUUGUUUUCUGAAAGUAAGCCUUGUUCUUCAAAGAUAAAUGAAAAUGGAAAAUCUGAUUGGGAGCUUGCGUUGGUGGAAUCCGCUAGUAGUUUAUCGAAUCACAAGGUUGAUACGGGUGUUAUUGAUCCGGUAAUGUUGAAUGAUAUAUAUGAUAAUAAUGGAAGUUCUGUAUCUGGGUUGAGGAGAACUGUAACACCUGCAAUAACAACAUCAGUGUUGGCACUACCUGCACCCAGCGAACCCAUACAGAAAGUGGACCCACAAGAUCCUUUUGCAGCAUCUCUUAUGGUCCCACCUCCGCCGUAUGUCCAACUUGCUGACUUGGAAAAGAAACAAAGUUUUCUUGUGCAGGAACAACAGGUGUGGCAACAACCAUAUGGAAACAAUACGAUGCUAGGUCAAGUGCAAGUGCAAGUACAAGGACCUAUGGACAAGAUCAAUGGUGGUGUUGCUGCUGCUUUCAAUGGCAUGGGACAGCACACAGGGUAUAACUACGCACAUUAUUGA
Molecule: messenger RNA, 1710 nt
Organism: Lactuca virosa
Lineage: Eukaryota; Viridiplantae; Streptophyta; Magnoliopsida; Asterales; Asteraceae
Source: the annotation of a GenBank genome assembly